ACUCCUCCACCCGUUUUGCUCCUGUGAUCUUCGGUAUGAGUCUGAUAUAUAGUAUCCUUAACGUGUAUUCUAUAGGACGUAAAAUAAAACGUGUAUUCUAUAGAAAUGUAUUGAAAAAUAUAAUAUUAUACUUUUUGAUUUAAUAUUUUCUUGUGUCAAUUGGUACAAAUGUUUGUUUUCAUAUUAUGUCUCCAGUGUAUUGAAAGUAUUACAAUUUUUCUUAAUAACAUUUUCCCACUGAUGUGAUAUCCCUAUUAGUUAUAACUUGUAUUAUCUCCGGUGCUACUCACGAACAAUAUUUAUAAAAACGAAAUAUAAUAUAUAUUUGCAAUGAAAAGUGCUGUAUUAAAUUAAAAAUAUAAGUUUUCUGAUUAUAUCUUACAAAACUCCAAGACAAAUGUAAAAUCUCUUUUCAAAAACUAUAUUAAUUGACUAUAUAUAAGAGUUUUAAAACAUUUAUCAAAUUUUUAGUGAUAAAACUCGUCAACUAAGUUUUCAACAUUAAAAACUAUUAUCUUACAAAUCGUUAAUGUAUUUCACCCUCCAUCUAAAAUAUUAUGACGGAAGGUGACAUACGUUAAUGAAAUUAAAGUUUUGUAUUUCUUUCAUCGAAUAUUUAGUUGAGAGGUUGUUCUAUCACCAUCUUUAGUUGAGGGAUUUAAUACUAUAACAGAUUAUGAUAGAUUGAAACAAACUAAAUGAAAAUAUUAUAGUCAAAUAAAUAUGAAUUGCAUACCUUAUAUUGAUGGAAUAAAAAGAUAUUGAAAUGUAUCAGAAUGGUAAAAUUGAUAUUCAAAUAUAAAACUAGCAAAUUUGAAUUGACCUUGUUUCUAGAUAACUCAAAAUACUAAUUGCUGGUAUCUGACAUUUAGCUAUAAAUACACAAAGUUCCUUCAUAAAAACACCAACCAAUAUUUUAUUGUUCCAGUUAUCUCUAAAGAAAUGAUGAAAAAAAGUAAAGGUCGUCAAAAAACAAAAAUGGUCAAAAUGGAUAAAGAAAAUAACCUUCAAGUUACGUUUUCUAAAAGAAAAAAUGGUCUUUUCAAAAAGGCUUGUGAGCUUUGUACACUUUGUGAUGCUGAGGUCGCUAUUUUUGUGUUUUCACCUAGUGGAAAAGUUUAUUCUUUUGGUCAUCUAGACGUAGAAACUAUAAUAAAUCGAUUCGAAGGCAUUGAAAAUCCACCUCUCAACCCACAACCCAACAUGCAACUUGAUGAAAUCCAUCGAAACUCUCCGAUUCAAGAUCUGAACAAUGAUCUUACUGAGCUGAUGAACCAACUAGAAUUAGAGCAAAAAAAGACUGAAGACUUGAAGAACAAAAGAAAAAAUUCCAAAGUCCCUGAGAUUUGGUUGAAAGAUUCCAUUGGAGGACUUGACUUAGGUCAAGCCAAAGAAUUCAAAGGUAAACUUGAAAAUCUGAAGAAACAAGUGAGAUAUGAAGCUUUCAAAAUCCUCCAAGGAAGAUAUCCUCAUCCAAGUUUCUAUGUGGGAAGCUCUAGUAAUGCUCUUUUUGGGGUUGAUGGUGGUAUUAAUAUCAAUCCAAAUAUGAACCUGUUUGAUCAAAGAAGAAUGGUGAACAUGAAUAAUUUCUACAACCAUAACAUGGCUCUCCCCAAUCAUCCAUUACCAUUUGGAAACUACGGUCAUGCUGAGGGAUUUGUUCCGGGAUACAAUUACAUACCAGAGCCUAAUCCAACUGAAAACCAAAACCCGAGUUCCAAAGAAGAAAAUGAAGCUGGAAAUGAACAUCAUCAUGAUGGCCAUUCUCCUGACCCUAGAUCUGAUUAAUAUUAAUAAUUUCUGAUGUGGUGCAGUUGAAGACAAAAAUCAUGUUUUUAGGUUGUACUCAUCUCUUCUAAGUAUGUUGUGUUUAUCUUCUUUUGCAGUAUUCCUCAUUUCUCCUUGUUAUGUUGUGUUUUUCUUUUGCUUAUUCAGAAUUAUGCUAUUGUUAUAUUUUCCUUAUUUUUCUCUGAAGUGUUCCUUUUAAAAGAAAAAAGAUUGUAACAUUCUCUAUUUUAUUAAUGGAUUUCAUUAUUCGAUUAUCGUCGGUUAUUGUAAAGAUAGAGCCUUGGGCGGUGUCAGUUUGAUGAAUCAUGGCUCGAGAUGAUUGGAUUAGUGGAGAAGGUUGAGUUCUAACUUCCGAUUAAAAUCGUUGUCGCAGGUCUUAAUGGUUCUAGACGUUGUUUAAUUAUCUCCUACUCAUGUGAAACUUACCGAUAAGAAGAGUUCUUGCUGAGAAAUGUUCUGGAGUAUUAUACGUAUAUGAAAGCAUAUUACGUAUAUAGUUUACUAAAAUAAUAAAAUUCUUUCGAGGACAAAUAUCUAAUAUGUUACAUAUUUUUCAAAAAUGAAUUAUAACAAAUUGAAAUCCAAUCUCUCUAAAACCAAGUUACAUUGGUGGGCCCUCACAGCCAUACCGGUCGGAUUUGUUCUACUUGCUUCUAUAGCUUUGUGGUGUUUCAGCUAAGUGUUUUUUUUUCUUAUUUCGGAUAUAUAUCUAGAUCAAAAUAUUUGAAGUUUCUUUUUUGAUUUCCGGGCUUGGGUGCAUGUCCUUCCGUUUUUUUUCCUGAUCCUCGUUGUUAUUGUGUUUCGCUGGUCUUCUAUGGUGGCGACGCUGUUGGAAAUGUUGCAACGGUUACGUUAUCUUGGUGGCCGACUCUAGUUUCUUUUUUGUCUCUUUGUAGAAAAUUUUCGUCUUGUUUGAAGGAUCUGGAGCUUCGCUUAUUUAUCAUCAAAUUGUCAGAAGCUAUCAGGUUAACCAAUUACUUCACAGCGUCUUCCUUGAUUGAGUCAAUGCGGUCCUGCUCGUGGCUCCUUCAGUAAAGUUAGGCUGUAGAGGUUUUUUCCUUUAGAUUCUUAGCAUGUAAUUCUUGUUAAUUGUUUCGGGACACACAACUCGCCUGCUUUGGAUUACUAAUGUGUAAUGUUUGGAUUAAUAUCAAUCUAAUGUGUAAUGUUUUUUUCCCUUUAGAUUCUUAGCAUGUAAUUCUUGUUAAUGGUUUCGGGACAUACAACUCGCCUGCUUUGGAUUACUAAUGUGUAAUGUUUGGAUUAAUAUCAAUCUAAUGUGUAAUGUUUUUUUUUCCUUUAGAUUCUUAGCAUGUAAUUCUUGUUAAUGGUUUCGGGACAUACAACUCGCCUGCUUUGGAUUACUAAUGUGUAAUGUUUGGAUUACUAUCAAUUUAAUCUUCCGGUGAGAAGAAAACCCAUACAUUCACAUAAAAUACUUUCAACCUAAUAAAUAUAGUGUAAUUAUAUUGAAAACCUAAACCCAAUGCACACCAUCUCAAUAGCAAAUUCACGACCUCAAUCCAACCAAACUCAUACGGUCCUCCACACAUCCCAUAAACUCACAAAUCUCUCAAGAGGAAAUCCAUGAAGACCAGAAAUAACACACACAAACACAGAGACAUGUCCAAGAGAAAGACAAAGAGCAAGGUGAUAUCUUUUAUGCCUUAUGCAAGCAAAAUACACUUUAAAGCACAAAAGUAAAGAUGCUUCUUUCUGGUUUGUUAAUAUCAAACCCUAGGGACCGUUGGGGAGAAUCAGGCUGGCUAACAGAAGAUGACUUUGAUGUUUCUAUCAUGGGAGCUGCUUGUUUUAAGGAACUACUCUUGUUAUCAUCAUUCACAUUCUCCACUUUCACUUCGUGUAUAACAGUAUAAUUGUAUCUUCAACACCACAUCAAGUUAGCAUGGACAAACUUACUGCCAUGGGUCAUCGCUAACGACCAUCAUAUCGUUCUCACUAUCGGUGUACAAGAUCCUCCAUCCAUUUAGGGUUGCCUGAGAAGCCCUUCCAUAUUGAACAGGCAUUCAAUCUCGGAAAGAAGAUCAUUUUAUAGUUGGAAUAGGUCAAUAGCUCUGCCCACCAGGCUUCCUUGCUUGUGAACCUUUUGAACACAAGAAAUCAUAAGAGGAGACGUCAAGAGAUGCAGCUCCAAGAAACGAAAUAUUUGAUAAAGAAGUGUUUGCUGACAAGAACUGGAAUAUAAUUUAUUUUCAAAAUAGCACAAAUGUAAUAUCAUAUAAUACCAUAGCAUAUAUACUUAUAAAAAAUUAUUGGAGAAUAUAAUAGUGUACGUACUAUAUGAUAAAGAAGUGUAAAUUGAAUGCUUCAAGAACUUAAAAUUGUUUAGAAAAGACAAUAUCAUAAAUCAAGCAUAAAAGUGCUGAUCAGACUGAUCAAGCAGUGAAAACCAAAAAUCUUCACUGCUUGAUCAGUCUGAUCAGCACUGUUAUGCUUGAUUUAUGAUAUUGUCUUUUCUAAACAAUUUUAAGUUCUUAAAGCUAUAGUCAUGCUGAGGGAUUUAAUCCAUGCUACAGUAGAGCCUAAUCCAAAAUGAAAACCAAAAUCUGAGUUCCAAAGAAGAAAAUGAAUAUGGAAAUGAAUAUCAUCAUGAUGGCCAUCCUCCUCACCCUUAAUCUGAUUAGAUAUUAAUCGAUUCUGAUUAGACAAUGUCAUGCUUUAAGUUUCCCUCAUCUCUCCUAAGUAUGUUGUGUUUAUCUUCUUUUGCGGAAUUCAUCAUUUUUUCUUGUUUUGUUUUUGAAACUCAAUCUUAAUUAAAAGGGGGCAAAGUUAGUUGGGAGCCAUAAUGUCUCCAUCAACCACCGAGUGUUCAACAACACCGAGAGCAGAUUUUGGUAAAACAUCAUCUUGGCUAUUCCUCUCUCGAGGAAUACAAGAAAAAGAGACAAACUCAAACACAAAUGCAAAGGAUAAAAUGUAUGCAACCACUCCAUAGAGCUCUUGUAUGCAAUUUCCUUAGUUUACAGAUUUGAUGAGCUGGGCAGAAUCCAAUUCGAAGCACACUUAUAGGUUAUGGAUUUUACCCACUUUUGACCAUGAUUUAUAUAUGUUUUUAGAAUCUUUUAUAUGCAUUUGGAGCUUUUUCAGAGUUUUUACAGGUUUAGGUACUCAUUUGAGAAAACUCGUGACUAUGGAGCAUUUUGGAACAUUUUUGAGAGCUUUGCUGAAAUCACUAAGACGGAUCGAUUAUUGAAGACAAACAUCGAUCAACAGAUCAAUACCAACAUUGAUCGACGGAUCAUUGACGCCGAUCGACGGCGAACCAUCCGCGAGAAUCAGCAUUUAAAGAAAUCACAAGUUUCACCCAAAACUCCAAUAAUUGCACCAUAAGUCCCUGAACACAUGUUAGGCUAUUUAUUAGGGUUUUGUAUCAUUUUAGAGGCAGGUCUUCUUGAGACUUAUUCCACCAUUGCCACACACUUGAAGAGAAGGCAUACUUGAUAGCUUGGAGAGUUUGGGAUAGGAGAAAGAGAUCUGAACUUCAUAACAGAGAAGAUCUUGAACUCCCUUGUUUCUUUUCUCUGUCUUGUUUACUUUUCAUACUCAUUUAAUUUAAGUAUUAUCAUGACCAUGUUUCUUAUGAAUAUAUCUGAGUAGUUUUAUUGUUCGAUUAAGGUUUUUCAAAGGGUGAUCUUGCUAAUAUGAACUGUUGUUAGGAUGUUUUAACCUGUUCUUGAUUUAGUUUCUCUUAAUGAUAAGUCUAGGAUUGAUCACCCUAAACUUAGAUCUUAGAUUUAAUUGGCGCAAGCAGAAGCUUGGUUAAUUGCCUCAAAUUAAACUAGAAUGAUCUAAUUGACUAGAUACACACGUAAAUUGGUCUAGGAGAUUAGAGAUCCCAUCAAACCCGUUUGCAAAGCGUGCUAGAAGGAACGUCGAUCGACAACUCCAUAUUUGCAUCGAUCGAGGGACUGAAAGGUGUAUCGAUCGACAUUCAUAUAGAAUCGUCGAUCGACACUUUCUCAAGAUCAACAAGCGAUAACUGAGAUCUUAGAUCUAGACAUUAGAUAAUCUAAACAAACACAAGUUGAUAGAUUACACUUACGUUUGAGUUCGAGAACAUAUCAUUUAUAAUUCCUAAUAACUUAAUUAAGUUUGCAUACUUGUCACACCUGAGAUUUAUCCCAAAUCUAGGUGUUUCCCAAAUAGUUUUCCUAAACAGGGUAUAUGCGGAUAUAUACUUUUACACGAAAUAUAAGUAUAAGAUUAAUAUAUAUACAUUAUUUUGAAAAAACUGAACAUAAAUAUAUUUAAAAUCCACUUUUAUGUAUAAGUAUAUAGUUUAACAUAUAUAAAUAGUUUUAAAUUAUAAAAAUUAAAGUCAUUUUAAAUAUAUAAAUAUGAUAAAUUAAAAUGAUUUUGCAACAAUUAUACAGAUAUCUACAAUCAUAUAAAUACAUAAAAUAAAUAAAAGUAAUAUAAAUAAUAACAUUAAUAAAAUAUAAUAAUAAUAUUAAUAGUUUAUUUUUUGAAUAUUAAUGCUUAAAAUCCGCUUAGACAUCCGCGUGGACCGCAUAAUGUCCGCCUAAACGCUAUUAUUCAUCUGAAUUAUACAAAUUCGUAUAAAAUACUGUAUAAUAUAAAAGAAAUUCGGUUGGCUACUGUAUAUCGCCUAAA
Molecule: messenger RNA, 6423 nt
Organism: Brassica napus (rape)
Lineage: Eukaryota; Viridiplantae; Streptophyta; Magnoliopsida; Brassicales; Brassicaceae
Product: agamous-like MADS-box protein AGL62
Exons: 2
Coding region: 943-1788 (281 amino acids)
Biological process (GO): positive regulation of transcription by RNA polymerase II
Molecular function (GO): RNA polymerase II cis-regulatory region sequence-specific DNA binding; DNA-binding transcription factor activity, RNA polymerase II-specific; protein dimerization activity
Source: RefSeq, a predicted model, not a curated record